AUGGAGGAAAUCUAUAUAAAUGUUGAAUACGACAAAUCUGUUGACUCAACACCAUCACAAAAUCAGACAGGUCUGAGGAGCUCAGAGAGGAGAUUUCAUGGAGCUGUUGUUCUCUGUCUGGGGCUGCUAAGUGUCUUCCUGCUGGCUGGGCUCAUCGGCCUCACUGUCCUCUACCAUCACUCAGCCGCAGAUUUCUCCACUAUCAAUACCAACCUGAUGGAGCGUCUCCAGGCCAGUAAUAACAAGCUUUCCUCCAUGUCUGAAGAGAGAGAGCUGCUGAAUGCCAGCCUCAUUGAAACGACUAAAGAGCUGAACAGGCUUCAGUGUUUGGCCAGAAAGAAUAAAUCGUGUCCUGCUGGAUGGAGGAUGUUCUUGUGUUCCUGUUAUCUGCUCUCCAAUAAGUCUGGUUUGUGGACAAAAGGCAGACAGGACUGCAGAAACAGAGGAGCAGAUCUGGUUGUCAUAGACAGUGCUGAAGAACAGACAUUCCUCUCUGACUUCAUCUGGGUAGAAACUUGGAUUGGUUUGACUGACGGGGAAGUGGAGGGGAGCUGGAAAUGGAUUGAUGGAACUAAACUGACUCUAAGGUAUUGGGAGGCAGCGCAGCCUGAUAAUGGUGGUGGAGAUCCAAAGUGGGGUGAGGAGGACUGUGCCCAAAUCAAACCUGGCAAGAAAACUCAAGAAAACUGGAACGAUCUGUCAUGUUCUACUUUUCUGCGAUGGAUCUGUGAGAAAGAGGCUUAGCAUUGGUGUAAAAGCAUAUGUACAUGCUUUUACAAAAUAAGCUAUGAUUUUACAAAAAGCCUUUGGGAUUGA
Molecule: messenger RNA, 816 nt
Organism: Micropterus dolomieu (smallmouth bass)
Lineage: Eukaryota; Metazoa; Chordata; Actinopteri; Centrarchiformes; Centrarchidae
Product: C-type lectin domain family 4 member E-like
Exons: 6
Coding region: 1-744 (247 amino acids)
Source: RefSeq, a predicted model, not a curated record